CCAUCCAACCGACUAAGCUCUGCUCGCUCACAGCGUCUUCCUGAAGCAGGCAUAACAAGUGGCUAGACACAACACAUGAGAGAAAGAGUGCAAGCUACUAAGUUUUGUCAAGAUGACCCAUCUCGUAGGACUGCGUUGAAAGUCUCCUGAACUAUCUAAUAGAUCUUCAAGGUGCUGUUCUUGAUGUCUUCUCUCGGACUGGCCCAGUUCGAUUCCACUCCUGGAAGUUCUCAGAUAAGCUUUCAUUCGAUCUGGACCUGGUGUCACAAUUAGAACAAUACGACUUUGUUGAUGGGGUGGUGGAAUUCAAUCAGCAUUCACAUUGUUUUGUUGAAGUUGGUGAUUUAAGUGAUAAUGCCAGAGAAGACGGUGUUUAGAGGAUGCGUUUCUCAGCCGGUCGAAAUCAUGAAACAGCGGGAUUCAUUUUUAUGGAUAUAUAUACAAAGAAAUGUAAAUUGAAAAAAGGUCAAACGAAACGAAGUGCAGCUAGUUUGUAGUCUUUCCAGCUUCAGUUGCUCUAAAUAACGGUGUCCUGACAAAUGAGCACAUUUUCUAUGAGACGAAAUCGCGCCUCAUUAGCUCAUUGUUAUGGAUGUUUCCAAAUAAAAGUCACUACAAAACAGCGUAAACAAAUGCAAAUGUAGCUACUUUGCUGUUAUUCUGAAUGCACUUUUUGACAUGACUAAAUUAGCCGUAGUUGGCUAGUUAGAAGGCAACGGAAAAUAAUGUUGCCAGCUAGUAUGGCAAUGGAACAUUUAGAACGAACGACUGGGUCUCGUCCAUAGAUACAGAACAAAAAUACUGGGUCGCGUCUCUGGCAACCGAACCGAUUGAACAAACGACCAGCCAGUUUGGGUAGCAACUCUAGAUUUGUGUCGGAACUAUAUCUUGUGGAAGGAUGAAAUUGCAUGAAUACAUUUAUAAAAAAUAACGUUUUUAAGGAAAAUAUGUAAAUCAUUAUUGGAAUAUGUUGGUAACCCGUAUAAAAGUGAUAAUGCCCUCAAAGCCGGUGUUUGGAGGAUAUAUUGGCACUGUUUGCUGGCCCUCCACGAACAACACCCGUGUCAAUAUAUGCCUGCCUGUCUGUCUUCUCCCAACUCGUUGGGACAGCUGGAGAUCGAAUUUGAAUAUUGAAACAAUUUUGCAAAUGUCGGCGAGACAGACAGCAAGGUUUAUACAAAUUACUCCUGCUGCAAAGUUUCAGUGCAUAUGCAGAGUAGUUGAAGUUUGGACAAAAAGAAAACAUGAAGCAAGCAGCUCCAUAUGUAUCAAUUGGCCUUGUAGUUGGACACUAUUGGAAUAACUUUAUCCAGAUUGGCAACCAGAGUGAGUUUUUAAAGCACUCCUGGUGUUUAGUUAUUUUUUUUCUUCACAUAAAAUGUAUAUUUUAUGACCAUGUUGUUCCCUCCUCUUAUUCAGAGCACGAAGCAAAAUAUUCAAGAAUUGAUCAAAACUCCAAAGUGUGAGGAAAACACCACUUUCUCUUUAGCAUCCUCACUCCUGACCACAAAAAGGGAUAUUUGUCCACAGUCUCCAUCCGUAGUGUCUCAGCACUGUACUUCAAGAACAACAGCAAGCACUCCAUGUCCUCCACAGAAAAUAGCAAAUGGCGGCCCCUCCUGUCCUACUCGCAGAACAGCAAGCAUCAUCCCCUCUUGCCUUUCCCCUAUAUCCACAGACACUCAUAAUUUAAGUUGCCAGACAGUAGAGUCCUCCCUUGUCCCCUGUGAUGCCUGUGCUCAGGUCCAGUCCAGCAUGAGGGAGACUGGUGAUUGAGAGGUGGGAAGGUGGGAAGGCCCUCGCUGCAGCGCCUCCUUCCCACCUCUCUGCAGCGCCUCCUGGUGGCUAUGGAUGACACCAUGGAGCAGGGCCGUCUGACUGUAGGAGAUGUGUCCCAGUGGUCCACAGAGCAGCAGGUCAGGUGGGAAAGGUCUGGCUUCAGCAUCUGCUGAAGGUACAGUGCAGGGCUCAGCUGGGGGAGGGCACAGGAGAAACUGAAGUGUAAAUGGGCAAAGGACCAAGCAAGACUGUAGGAGGCCCAGGCAUCCAGGAAGGAGACUGCAGGACAAACAUGAGUAGCUGAGGCUCCAUGUCCCUGGAGGAUAGCAACUCCAAACUGAAGGCAGAGAUUAGUUUGCAACAAGAAAGGUUACACAAACUCAAGUGUGAGAGAGAUAAGCUACAUCAGGAAGUGAAGGCCUUGCAGGUAGAGGAAGAGGCACGGAAUAAACUAGAGGAGAAGACACAAAAACUGGAGGUUCAACUGUCCAGUACUCAGCUCUUACUUGACAAAGAGAACUCCAAGUACCAGAAUGCAUGUCACCAACAGGAGUCACUGCAGGCCAAGCAGAUGUCUCUAUUGGAGAGAGUGGAUGCUCUGGACCAGGAGUGUGAGGAGCUUCAAGGACAGUUGGGGGAGACUGAGGACACACAGACAGGCCUACAGGAUAGACUGACACACAUCUCAGAGGAGAAGGACCAACUUAAAACCCAGCUCACCCAAGAACAGACAACCUCUCUCAGCAGCUUUGGAUUCUCCCAGUCUCUGCCUGACACUCCCAGAGAGAGACAGCUAAAUCCCACCCCCUACGUACAACACAGCCCUCUACAGACCUCCAGUGCAGGAGUGUUGAAACAUUGAUUGCGGAGGAAGGGAGCAGACAAAGGGGAUUCCAUCCCUGUGGUGAUGGGGCCUUGGGAUCACGUCUCUGCCACCUUCUCUACAGCUCUGGUGCACCAGCGGACCCUACGGCUCUCCACAGACACCAGCGCAAAGAUACGCCAGGCGUCCCGAACAUGCUCCGAACAUCUCCAGAGGAAUAAAUAAAUCCAGCACUGGGUGUUCAACCUCAUGUUGACAAUUUUUGGAGCAUAGUAAUGCUGAAAGAGGCUGAGGCAGAAAGAGGCUGUUAGAAGUACAUGUCAGGCUUCUCCAUCAGGAGACUGCAGUAAGGCAUUGCAUUGUAGCUCGUACACAUAGUAGUUUGAGUAUCAGCUGAGGCAGACGCAGAACAGUUAUAGAGUUCAGGAUCUUGGCAACAUUGAGCUGGCUUGAAGAUGCUAUUUAAUUGAAAAUUAAUUUGAUUCAUUCACAAACUGUGGUAUCAUGUUUUUUCUUUCUUGAACUGUUGUGUUAAUCACUUUGCUACUUUGGAUUGCAAAUGUGCAUUUGUUGACUUCAUGCAUUUAGCUAAAUUAUCCCCAGGGGAUAGUGAAACAGUUUUACCUAGUUUAGAAGGUAAAGCAAUAAGACUGAGCAUAACGAGCCUAUCAAAGCACAUUCAUUAUUUAAACUCAUAAAGAAUGUGGUCAUGCACAAACACACACUAAAAAUAAGUGUCUUAAAAUGAUCAGUCUAGAAAAGGGAGAGGCCAGGUAAAAGACAAGCCAUGGUGUGUGUCUGUGUGUUUAGCUAAGUGUGUGGUCUUCUAAAGGCUCUACUAUUGUGUCACCAACACAAUGCCACGAAUGCAGACGUGUCUAAUGACUUACAGAGUACUCUGAUGAGGGAGGGGCAAGUUCCUAUGGCAACAUUGAUGAUCAGAGCAUGACAUCUUGUGUGGGUUUCCUCCUGUCAAUCCAACCCUUCACCUAUUGAGGAGUAUACUUGGUGGUAGACCAACCAAUUAAUUGUGAAGUAUGCUUCCCAUGGCACAUUAGGGUGCAAUAUUAUUGCCCUUUGUUUGUAUUUCCUUUGCACUAGAAAUGCCAAAUGACUUUUCUGAAGGUGGGUUGUAGUCAUGGAGAUACCUGUGAAAAGCCCCAUAGAUCCAGACUGGAUAUUGACUACACCUGAAACUAACAGAAGGAGAGCGCUGUUUGUAUGCAAUUCAAGCCCAUAUUAUUGUUCAUGCCUGUUCAAAUGGUUCUGCAUGAGUUCAGAGGUAGCACAAUAGUGGGUUUCAUUUUCAGGGAUAUACCUAGAUACUGAAGUAUUUGCGGAAUGCAGAUGUACUAAUGAAAUCAAUAAUUUCUUAGCCCACUAACUCACAAAUCCUUCUCCUCGGUGACAAACUUGCUUGAUCAAGUCUAACCUUGGACCUCAGAGUUCAGUCUUUCAGUUGAGCCAAUUAUACAGCUGUGUCAUCCCUCAAGCAUGUAAUUGAGAUGUGUCCCCCCCCCCCCCAUAGAUAAUGAAUGUAUUGUCUAUGGUAUGCUUGUCUCAUGAUUGCCAGACUGAUUUAGCCUAAUUGUUAAUUGUUGCAUGGAGUAUAAAAACAAAAUAUGGCAGACACAGUAUUUAUCUGAAAAUGUAAAAUGGAGCAUUGUAUAAUCAAUUUAGUUAUUUUAAUAGUAUGCUACCCUGUAAAAAUAACAUUAUUCAGAACGCUGCUUCAAAACAUUUAUUUGUCACAAAAUAACAACUUAUUUUAGACUAUACAACAAAAAUACAUUUGGAUGUGAAAGUAUAGAGUACAUAGGUACAGUCAGACCUCAUAUCGCACUGUGCUUACUGAUACACAAAAGACAAAGACUAACUCAUAGAGGUGAAGAAAUGUUCAGCUUGCCAAAAGCACCAGUGUCAACACCUGCAAUUUGCCCCCACAGGAAAAACAGAGACACGGUGGAAGAAGAACACAUACAGUCAUUUGCAGUUAGAAACUUAAACAAUGUGCAAAGUUGUACAAAAAUCCAUUGAAUAUUUUUGGUAUCCCCGCAUCCACCAACAUUAGAUUAUUUCAAAGGUUAUAUCUGUUGUUAAAAUCAAUUGAAUGUUAUAUAAUAAUUUACGAUAUAAUAUCCUAUGAGUAAAUACUGAGAUUAUAACAGGGAAAACUAUUUGGAUAGAGGAGAAAAAAUACCUGAACAACUGCAUUCAGAUUUCAGGUAAGCUUUGGGAAUCAUUCUGUAUUCAUGAAAACAUAUUUAAGGCCAUUGGUUACUUGUGUCAUAUAUUUACAUAAACAUACUGAUUUGUUUAUAAUAACUAAUAAAUAGUGAUAAAUAAGAGACAAAACAACAUAUUUGAGUACAACACUAAGUUGAGCUACAGACACUUCUGAGGUUGGUAGCCAGUAGUCGGGGAAUCAUGCUCAUUCUUCAUCAUUCUAAGGGCUGUGGUAUAUAGAAAUGCUAAUAACAUUAAGGCAAUGUUUUAGUAACAUUAUUAAAACACAGAUAAAUGGUAGAUGUUUUACCACAAUCUCCAAACGUGACAACCAUGCAAAUCUACACCUAAUAGGUAACAAAAUAACCCCUUAUCAGGACUCGACUGAAAACUUCAGCCAUUGGAAUGCUAUGAUUAUCACUUUGAGACAUUGUUACAUUGUUGUGACAUCUUAGACACUGUGCUAGCAGACAGGGUAGGGAGUAACUGUGGGUGAGAGUGCUAUCUCUCUGAGAGAUUCAGUGUAAUUCAGCACUGUGUGAUCUCACAUAUGUGUUUUAUCAUCUAGGUCAAGCUAUUAGGCAGCUGCAGGGACCGCUGCAAAUCUGUCAGAUUACAGAGGCCUCAUGAGGAUGAGGGAUGUCCUAUGGCUGGCAUAGUCUGACAAAACUCCCAAUCUCUGUUUGCCAAUAUGCUUUUAAGCAGCAGCAGCCGCACCACCAAAUACCCUGUUCAGGUACAUCAUGCACUGGGUUUGUACUUGCCUUACAAAAAGCAUAUUUUAGAUCACAUGCCCUUAAAAUUGUCAGAGACUCCAGUCACCCAAGUCUUAGACUGUUCUCUCUGCUACCACACGACAAGCGGUACCAGAGCGGCAAGUUUAAGUACAAACGGUCCCUUAACAGCUUCUACCCCCAAGCCAUAAGACUGCUGAAGAAUUAAUCAAAUGGCCACCUGGACUAUUUACUGUGACCCCCCCCCC
Molecule: messenger RNA, 5810 nt
Organism: Salvelinus fontinalis (brook trout)
Lineage: Eukaryota; Metazoa; Chordata; Actinopteri; Salmoniformes; Salmonidae
Product: coiled-coil domain-containing protein 157-like
Exons: 6
Coding region: 2090-2641 (183 amino acids)
Source: RefSeq, a predicted model, not a curated record